AUGGUCCAGCAAAGACUCAACAGCAACCUACCUGCACAUGCACCACCCGCACCUAGCAGACCACUUCGAAGACUUCACGCGCCCACAUACCUCCCCCUUCUCCUCAACCUCCACCUCCUCCACAAACUUCACAGCAUCAACAUCCUCCCCCUCCCUGCCCACCCCCCACCCCACAACAACGACAACGACAACGCCGGGCCCAACGGCGCCCCAACAACAACAACCCACACAGUCACCUACGGCAACAGCGGCUCAACAACAACGACGAUCCCGUCCUUCCUGCCCAUCGAAGACGUGUACGUCGCGCCGCAGUUCCAGCCUCCUAACCCCGAGGACGAGGACGAUGUGGUUCCUGAUCAGCAUGCUGCGUUUGGGAUUACGAGGGCGAUGGAGAGGAGGAGGGAGGGGGUUUGGAGGGAUUUGGGGCUCGAGGGGUUAGUGAGUUCUGGGGGUGGUGGUGGCAGUGGUGGGAGAGGAGGUGCUGGGGGGAGGGGAGGGGCUGUUGUUAGGGUUAGGGAGGGGGGAGGUUGA
This is a messenger RNA of Aspergillus campestris IBT 28561, 531 nucleotides long. RefSeq names its product Apc13 domain protein. The transcript has 2 exons. Gene Ontology annotation, biological process: positive regulation of mitotic metaphase/anaphase transition. Lineage: Eukaryota; Fungi; Ascomycota; Eurotiomycetes; Eurotiales; Aspergillaceae. The coding region runs from base 1 to 531 and encodes 176 amino acids. Gene Ontology annotation, cellular component: anaphase-promoting complex. The record is from RefSeq and is a predicted model, not a curated record.